CAGCAGUUUCCGGUUAAAUUUGUUUUGAAUUUGCUGUCCGGUCGCUGGCAGAUAUUCAGACUGUUCGGGUAAGGUUCAAUUAUUCUCUCCGUGAAAAACGUGGGAUUUGUUGCUUCUGUGUGGCAGACAUGUCCACGCUGUUUCCCUCGUUGUUCCCCCGGAUAACGGAGUCCCUGUGGUUUAACCUGGACCGACCGUGCGUGGACGAGACCGAGCUGCACCAGCAAGAGCAGCAGCACCAGACCUGGUUGCAGAGCAUUGCUGAAAAAGACAACAACCUGAUGCCCAUUGGAAAACCAAUUUUUGAGGCAGGCUAUGAAGAGGAGGAGGAAGAGGAUGACGAAGAUGAAGAAGACAGCGAAGAAGACUCAGAAGAUGAAGAGGACAUGCAGGACAUGGACGAAAUGAAUGACUACAAUGAGUCACCUGAUGAUGGCGAGAUCAAUGAGGUGGAUAUGGAGGGGGCAGACCAAGACCAAGACCAGUGGAUGAUUUAAAACAAGACUGGUCUCCAUCAAGCUGGCCCUGGGUUUCCACUACUUAAAAUGUGACUGCUGCCCCUUCAGUUUGUGACACACAUGUUUUAUAUGUGUAAUUAGAAAGAAGUGAUGCUGAAGAAUCACCAUAAGAUGCUUGAAGGACAAGUCAGCACAUUCUAACUUCAAACUGCAGUCAGUCAUCACUGGACAUCAGUGGCAACCUGUGACUGUGGUAAAUACUUUUAACCAGUUAAAGCUGCUCCAAGUGUGCGGUGCUCUUUAGUAGAUGUUGUUUUGUACUCAGCCAGGCACGCCUUCACGCAGUGGCAGCCGCCGGCCCAGUGAUCCGCCGUGUAAACUUUGACCUUCUCCUAUCUUCAGCCUUGUGCAACUAAGUGUCUCCAACCAGCUGACCCAGCAUGUCCACAAGUCAAGUCAGCAAAGUAAUUUAUUGACCUAUGCAAAAGUCAUCCAGCUACUUCACCAUAUAGUCCAGCUCUGUUUCACAGCAGUGUUUUGUAUGUUACAGAAAUACCUUCAGCAGAGGAUUCACAAAGCCGCGUGACUUGUAUUAUGUUCAGACACUUUUUAAAAUUUUGAACUAUGUCGAAAGCAAAGUCUGCCGUUAGUGUUUAAAUAUGAGGCAUGGUGUCCGUUUUAAACUCUGCCAUAGUUAUGUUAUAGAGUAUCUUACCGUGGCAUUACUUGCUUCUGCUGAAGUUUUAAAUUAAUUUAAUUAAGCCAUGUUUCCGUUUUUGUGUAUUUGAAUUUAUUAAUAAAAUAUAAAAAAAUGUAAUGUGUCACGUGUAGCUCAGUAAGCUAAAAAGCAAUAAUGUGCAGACUCACACUGAUCAAAGCUAAUCUGAGUUUUGGUGGUGAAGUAUCCAAGGUUUACGUGAUCAGACUUUUGAUGGCAGGAAAGAUUUUAAACAUGAAUGGUUACAUGCAGCAACUGAAAGCAGACAGAUAAUUAAUAUUAACA
This is a messenger RNA of Archocentrus centrarchus (flier cichlid), 1461 nucleotides long. It is a transcript of the gene anapc15, whose product is annotated as anaphase promoting complex subunit 15. The record is from RefSeq and is a predicted model, not a curated record. Gene Ontology annotation, biological process: regulation of mitotic cell cycle spindle assembly checkpoint. The coding region runs from base 129 to 497 and encodes 122 amino acids. Lineage: Eukaryota; Metazoa; Chordata; Actinopteri; Cichliformes; Cichlidae. The transcript has 5 exons. Gene Ontology annotation, cellular component: anaphase-promoting complex.